GUUGACCUUCCCAUCAGUUCACACUCCCAGCAUCAUCCCCCUCCACCUGCCCAUCCUCCUCCACCCAUCCCCUCUGGCAAGGGACGAAAAUCUCCCCGCAAUAAAUCACCGAGAGCCAUCCGAGUGAAGACACCACAGGCCCCAGCCGUGGAAGAGACACCCCGAACUCCAGAGGCCCCUGUGGAGCCUGUUAAGCCUCCGGUGACUCCACCCCCUAAACCUGCACCUGCUGGCCCCGCCUUCCAGAGCCUGAAUGUCUCCUACCCCAAUGGUCUUUUCCUGACUUUCCAGAGAGACAAUGCAGAAGCCAAAGAUGGAGCUACAGCUCGUCUACUCGUUAGGCUGACCUACCCCAUAAGAGUGAGGAACGCCCAGCUGUGCAGAGGGAGCAAGACCCCCGAAAUCCCUGAGACGAGCCGUGUUAUUACUCCAGAAGGGGCGGUAUUGAAGCGUAUGCUGGACGGCUCCACAGAGGUCCUGUUUCCUGAUGGAUCCGUGAGCAGAAGUCCAGAUUCGGGUCCCAUCACUGCUCCUUGUCACCCUGCACCACUCCUUGCAGAAGAGCAUGACACCCCCACAGCCGAUGCCCAGUCAGCGCCUGCUUCUGCUGGAUCUACACCCGACUCCAAGGAGCAGAAAUCAGAGCCCCUC
Messenger RNA from Staurois parvus, 651 nucleotides. The record is from the annotation of a GenBank genome assembly. Lineage: Eukaryota; Metazoa; Chordata; Amphibia; Anura; Ranidae.